GGUUCGGUACGGUUCGGUUUUACCAUAUUGAACAGCCCUAGUUAUUUUCUAAGUGUACUUCUGUUUUAAUAAAGUAGAUAUACGCAGAAGAUUUACGUAACUAUUCUCUGCGCACGUUAUGGAAUCUUUGUUGGUAUACUAAAAAGAAAUCUAUUUUGAUGUAAUAAUAAAACAUUAAUAAAAAACAGAAGCCUUUGUCUGAUAAUUUAUAUUUGACAUAUUCUUACGAAGAAGGAAAUUAUGGAGUUGUCACGAAUUUUUUGGGGGAUCUAUUUUUAUGAGUAAUUUAAAAUAAUAAUAUAAUUUUGUAUAGAGUAAAUGUAAAACAAAAAUUUGGUUGGAAGGGGGUGAAAACUGGACUUGUUUAAAAGGCAAGGCAAAGAGGAGUCUUGUUUAAAAGGCAAGUACUAACCAAACUUUCAUCUUCAUUGCCUUUUUUUUUUCUUCAUUCUGCCGCCAUAUCUAUUUCCUUACCUAUUUUUCUUGCUUGAAACUUUAUGCCUUCCGUUCAAAUGCGCUCGUCUCCGUCUGUUUCACCGCCGAGGACGGUUACUGAUCUCAAGCAGCGAGUCAUCGCCUGUCUCAACCGUCUCUCCGAUCGCGACACUCAAUCUCUAGCCGCCGCAGAGCUCGACUCAAUCGCUCUCAACCUCUCACCGGAUGCCUUCUCCCUCUUCAUAAACUGUCUCCAAACCACAGACUCUUCAGCUAAGUCUCCCGUUAGGAAACACUGCGUCUCUCUCCUCUCCCUACUCUCUCGUUCCCAUGGAGACUCCCUCGCUCCUCACCUCCCGAAGAUGGUCUCCACCGUCCUCCGCCGUCUCCGCGAUCCUGACACCUCCGUCCGCGCCGCUUGCGCAACCGCUUCCGUCGAUAUGACCACCAACAUCACCGAACCGCCUUUCUCCGUCCUCGCCGGGCCAAUGAUCGAAGCCUUGAUCCACGACUGCGAUACCAACGCGCAGAUAGGAGCCGCCGUGUGCCUUGCGGCGGCUAUAGACGCGGCUGAUGAUCCUGAUGUCGAGCAGUUGCAGAAAGCGCUUCCGAAGAUCGGGAAGUUGCUCAAAUCGGAAGGCUUCAAGGCGAAACCUGAACUUCUAGGAGCCAUAGGAAGCGUAAUCGGCGCCAUUGGAGGCAGAAACAGCGACAAGGCCGUGCUGGAUUGGCUAUUACCUAACGUGUUGGAGUUUCUAAGCAGCGAUGAUUGGCAUGCGAGGAAAGCUGCUGCGGAGGCCGUGGCUAGAGUAGCUACGGCUGAAGAAGAGUUAGCUCCUUUGUAUAAGAAGGCAUGUCUUGGUGUUCUUGAGAGCAGAAGAUUUGAUAAGGUUAAGCUUGUUAGGGAGAGGAUGAAUCAUACGUUGAGUCUAUGGAAGCAACUUGGAGAUGAUUCUCCAGACUCAUCUUCCCUCUCCAAAUCAGGAAAAGGAAUCAACACAUUGAAGAGCAAAGAAAAGAAUCCAAACGUACCAACAGGCUCAAAGUUAAAUGAUGUUGAAGAUGAGCUGCGGCCAUUGGGGACGAAAAGGGUUCUGUUUCCGGCAAAGCCGUCUAAGGUCAAAGAGAAUAGAUCUAAUAAGUCACAAGCUGUUGCUGUUGUUCAGAGUGGUGAUGAAGAAGAGGAGAGUAGUAGUAGUAGUUCAUCACAGAGAAAGAAUGCAGAAGAAGAGUUGUCUCUGAUAAGAAACCAGAUCACUCAGAUCGAAAAACAGCAGUCUAGUCUGUUAGAUCUCUUUCAGCGAUUCAUGGAGAGCUCGCAGAACGAAAUGCAGUCGCUGGGGAGACGAGUGCGUUGUCUAGAGACAUCAUUCAGUGUACUCUCCACUGAUUUGUUAGUGUCUCGCACCAUAACACAAAAUGGCAACCACAAACGAAAUGCCCAUCUACAGAAUUGAAGGAAAAAGGUUCCAAAAGCCUUCAUUCUCUACCUGAGAACACACUUGAUAGUUGGGCUCGUGAAGAAGUUUUUAUUGGUUUAUACAUAACUCUAAGCUGCAUGUAUAAGUGUUUUAGUUCAUGAUUUCUUGAAGCUAUUUUUACAUUUCCGUAAACAAAGUUCUUUACAUUGUU
This is a messenger RNA of Brassica napus (rape), 2067 nucleotides long. RefSeq names its product TORTIFOLIA1-like protein 5. The transcript has a single exon. Bases 498 to 1892 code for a protein of 464 amino acids. Gene Ontology annotation, cellular component: microtubule. The record is from RefSeq and is a predicted model, not a curated record. Gene Ontology annotation, molecular function: microtubule binding. NCBI's taxonomy places the organism in Eukaryota, Viridiplantae, Streptophyta, Magnoliopsida, Brassicales, Brassicaceae.